Gilbertella persicaria is the source of this 969-nucleotide messenger RNA. RefSeq lists its product as uncharacterized. Lineage: Eukaryota; Fungi; Mucoromycota; Mucoromycetes; Mucorales; Choanephoraceae. Gene Ontology annotation, molecular function: sequence-specific DNA binding; zinc ion binding. The transcript is spliced from 4 exons. Gene Ontology annotation, biological process: regulation of DNA-templated transcription. Bases 1 to 969 code for a protein of 322 amino acids. The record is from RefSeq and is a predicted model, not a curated record.
AUGACAGAGAAAAGAGCAUGGUUUCGUCAAACAUUCAAGAGUUAUUCUGUGCCUAUUGAUUUAGACAAAGAUAUAGAAGGUAGCAUUCGAAUUCAGUCUCGAUAUCUUGGCAAUGCACUUGUCAAGUCAAAUCCUUUUGAUUGCUUUCAAGCUCUGUUUUACGAAAUCACUGAAUCUGAACUAUCUGAGAUUAUUGAAGACGUAGAUGCCUCUAUAGCCUUACCACCUAAAAAAAGGAAAAGGCACAGAGUGAUUGAAUACAGUGUCAUAUUCUGUGUAAAGCAAGAUGAAGACGAUCGAACCAUAAUCAACACAAGAGAGUAUUAUCUCUUUCCUAGAGAAGCUAUUAUUGAGUCCCUUGUGGACACACCGCCUUUAGAGGCAUCUGUUUCAUUUCAUUUACCCAUCACUUGCUCUCAUCGUGUACGACAAAAGAGACGAUUCACCGAUCCCGGUUUACAACUUCCCUCAUUCUUCUCUGCACCAUCCACACUGGAUCCUAUUGUCAAUCUCUUAUUAUCAGGCAUCUCAAGUGGUCUGUUCAUGGCCCUUAAGCAACAUGUCUCUGACUUUGAAAGCGUGUAUGGAAAAAUGAUGGAGCUGAGAACGUUGCAUUGCCGUCAGACAUCAGUACAAAGACAAAGUCUUGCUUUAGAUGAAGAGAAUAUCAAAUUUACUAAAAUGGUGAUGCAUAUGGCAGAAGAAAAGAAAGAUGCAACGAAACAAUGUCUAUAUUGUGGUUCAACAUCCACUCCCAUGUGGCGCCGUGGACCCCAGGGCGCUGGUACGCUCUGCAACGCCUGUGGUGUCAAAUGGAAACAAGGCAAGAUCUUGUCUGAAAAGAAAAAACCCAAAGAGGACACAUUUUAUCGUCAUCAACGUAGACAUACGGCUGAUGAUCUAUCGUUUGGAUUGAGUCUGACAACAGCAGAAGCAGCUGCUGUAUUGACUUGUUUAAGAAAAAGUUGA